UGGCUGUUGUGCAGGCGCCUACCGCCACGGCGACGAGGAUCGCGGGCUCAGCAACAGCGCUGCCUGCCAACGCGCGCGCUGGCACGACGAGUCGCUCUCGCGCGCUGGGAGACACCAGGCGGCGGUUGCAGGCCCACGCACCCAUGUGUGCACUGUUUUGUGCCGCCAGCGAUCGGCGCUGCUAAGGGCAGAUGGGCCAAUGGCCCUGGUGACACGAGCCAAGCUGGGAAUGCCCCUUACAAUCUGCACUCCGUGCGCGCCUCCCGCUUGGGCGGCGCAUUUCAAAACGCAGCCUUGCCCUCCUCGGGCUCCCUUUUCCUCGUUGCAGCGUCAUUCCCUCAUUGUCUACUCACCUACUAACCCAGUCACUCUUUACAGAUCGAACAUACAGGUGCGUCUGGCAACGCCCGCACACUCCUUGCAGCUUUUCCAGCUCCCAUUCCUGUCCAUAUUACCACUUCGAAUCCCGCCAUGUACUCGUUCGCCCUCUCCGCCGCCGCGCUCCUCGCGAGCACCCUGCUCCCCACCGCGUUGGCCCAAACCCACACGGCAUGCAACCCGCUGAACACGACGGGCUGUCCUGAUAUGGCUGCGCUCGGCGGCAACUCCACCUUCGACUUCACCAAGGACUGGAAUCCAGACGUCUGGGUGCAGAUGAACCAAGGCUCCGUAGAACACAUUGACAACCAUACCGACUUCAUUGUCCAGUUCCAGGGAGACUCGCCGACCGUCUUGUCCUCGUUCUACAUCUUCUUCGGCCGUGUUGAGAUUGUGAUGAAGGCCGCUCCGGGCCAAGGCAUCGUGUCCAGCGCCAUCUUGCAGUCUGAGUGCUUGGACGAGAUCGACUGGGAGUUCCUCGGGACCAACACCACACACGCUCUCACCAACUACUUCGGCAAGGGCAACACGACCGACUACACACGCGGCAAAGACUUCAGGAUGAAGAGCGCGCCUCAGGACGACUACCACAACUACACCAUUGACUGGACCAAGGAGCGCAUCCAAUGGUACAUUGACGAUGAGAUGGUCCGCGAGCUCAAGUACGCGGACGCUUUGGGCGGUAAAAACUACCCCCAGACGCCGAUGAAUGUUCGCCUGGGUGCCUGGUCUGGCGGCGACGUCGACAACAACAACAAAUACACCGUAGAAUGGGCUGGUGGUCCCACCGACUUCAAAAAGGCUCCCUUCACCAUGUCCGUACAGACCGUCUACGUUCAGGACUACACCACUGCCAAAGAGUACAAUUGGGAUGACAUGGAUGCCUCGGGUGACUGGCAGAAGGUCGGUGUCGUCAAGCUAGCGGACAACGAGAAGUCGGCUACUCUGCAAGAGAUCGAGAAGCCGCAUGGUGUCAAGAACCGCUGGGGCGCGCUCUCCCAGACUGCCAAGAUUGCCAUCAUCGCUUCCAUCGCCGGAGUCGUCGCCAUAAUCGCAGCCGUCAUCCUCUUCUGCUGCAUCAAGCAGCGCCGUGCCGGCCGCAGGGAAUAUGCCGCCUACCAGGCCAACCUGGACAAGGAGGCUACCGACCUCAUCCAGCACAAGGAGCAGUGGCAAUCCUCGCAUGCUGCCUCCCGCUCGAGCAGAUACGCGCGUAUAUAAGCCAUUGUACAGCGUCCAAGGCACGUGCAGUCGUGUGGCUGGAGUAGGGGCCGAGAGAAUCCACGCGACGAGACUGGCCCCAGGUGUCGGUCCCGAUGGACCCUGCACCGUGGUGCAGGGGUGGCGUCAUUAGAGCAGAAAGUGAUAGCGAUGGUGUUGGUUGGCAUCUGAGUUGCUUUGCUAUAUUUUGGUUCACGUCCGUUCAUGACACUUCGAGAGAUACCCUCGUGAUUUGAGGUUAGGGUGGGCAGUAUAUUUCCGCUAAUUCCGCGUAAGGCUUGAUGCCGCGCCUUGGAAGAUGGAUAUGUUCGGGUCUACUACUACAGAACACAAUUUUCAUUAAGUCGUACCAAAUCCAUGUUUCUGUGCAUAGUCAUGAUCGACAGAGGGAUGAUGCUGCAACGGAACGGGAACGACGCGAGCAUGGACGCUGUGGCGCAAGGGUGUG
Molecule: messenger RNA, 2047 nt
Organism: Paraphaeosphaeria sporulosa
Lineage: Eukaryota; Fungi; Ascomycota; Dothideomycetes; Pleosporales; Didymosphaeriaceae
Product: cell wall glucanase-like protein
Exons: 2
Coding region: 472-1599 (375 amino acids)
Biological process (GO): fungal-type cell wall organization; carbohydrate metabolic process
Cellular component (GO): fungal-type cell wall
Molecular function (GO): glycosyltransferase activity; hydrolase activity, hydrolyzing O-glycosyl compounds
Source: RefSeq, a predicted model, not a curated record